CAGAUUUAUUAGCUUGCACACACAGAGAGAAAUUCAUUCGGCAAAGUUCAUUCAUAAAAAUUUCAACACGCUGCGUAUCAUCCUGCACAUCUCAGCUUUCGGCUGCAAAUGGGCUUCUGAAAAAAGCUCCGAGAGGAGUCCAGGAGGGAGGGAAGCUCUGAGCGAGGGUAGGCAGGCUGGGAGGGGAUCUGAGGAACACGGACCCAUCACAAGUCAGUGAAACAAUGCGGAGCAGCGCCCGUCAGUAGUACUCCUGGCUGGUGGCCCAGAACGAUGCAAGACAAGAUCUUCCAAGAGAGGGCAGCCUUCGGAAUCAACGAACCCAGGCAGAAGGGCCUUUGGCUCAUAGAUACAAUUUUUUUUUUUCUUUUUAAAUGAACAAUCACUGGAACAAAUAAAGGGUUAAUAGGCCAGUCAUUUGCCCCGCCCUGUGGGAGCCGAAGGGAGCAGGUUCGAAAGUUCCUGUGUGCAGAACAGAACGCUGGGGUAAGGGUGGGAGUGGGGUGCUAAAUAUUUCUACUAGGCUCCUGCAAGGCUAGUGAUGGGUCGGGGCCCCCUGGCCGGCGCUCGCCCGGGUUCUGUGCCUAAGAGUUGGCCGUGAGCGACCACCGCCGCCGGGAGCCUGGGUCUAGGCUCUCCCGACAAGGAUUCCAAGGCGAGAACACUGGUGCCUCUGCCUGGGCCAGGGAGGGACUGAAAUCAGAGCAGGGGAGGCGUUUCCCCGCUGGGCUGUCACCCUUAAGGGGCCGGGAGCCGAGGUGGGCGAGCUCGAGAGCAGAGUUGGAGAGGUGGCUGCUGCGAGUUGCAUCGGGCGUUGAGGCGUUUGAUGUCUGCACCGUUUAUCUACCAGACGACGAGGCGAUUUAUGCAACAGUAUCCUGUUUCAGCACUGCCAAGGCUAUGCGAGAACGCAGCCAGGACAGCCUGGCAGGACUCGUGCUGUAUGUAGGACUCUUCGGGCACCCCGGGAUGCUGCACAGGGCCAAGUACAGCCGCUUUCGGAACGAGUCGAUCACGUCCUUGGACGAAGGUAGCUCCGGAGGCUCGGUCGGGAACAAGGGCUCACCGCAGCCUCCCCACCCCGCCCUGGCACCUCACCUGCCGGCUGAAGAUGCCGCCUUGCCGUCGCAGGAGAGCCCCACCCCACUGUGCACCUUGAUCCCCCGCAUGGCGAGCAUGAAGCUGGCCAACCCGGCCACGUUGCUGAGUCUGAAAAACUUUUGCCUGGGUACCAAAGAGGUGCCUCGGCUGAAGCUCCAGGAAAGCCGGGACCCAGGUUCCAGCAGUCCCUCUUCCCCAGAAACCAGUCUAAGUAGGUCUGGGACUGCACCUCCACCGCAGCCGGACCUGGUGAGCCACAGGGCAACCGCCCUAACCCCUGAUUCGUGCCCGCUUCCUGGCCCUGGGGAGCCACCCCUUAGGAGCAGGCAGGACAGGCACUUUCUGCAGCACCUGUUGGGGAUGGGCAUGAACUACUGUGUGAGGUACAUGGGCUGCAUUGAAGUGCUGCAAUCAAUGAGGUCACUGGAUUUUGGAAUGAGAACCCAAGUUACAAGGGAAGCAAUAAGUCGCCUGUGUGAAGCUGUCCCCGGGGCAAAUGGAGCCAUUAAAAAGCGAAAGCCUCCAGUUAAGUUCCUAUCAACAGUUCUUGGCAAAAGUAAUCUUCAGUUUUCAGGAAUGAAUAUAAAACUGACCAUCUCAACAUGCAGUCUCACACUGAUGAAUCUUGACAACCAACAGAUUAUUGCAAAUCAUCAUAUGCAGUCUAUUUCGUUUGCCUCUGGAGGGGAUCCUGAUACUACAGACUAUGUUGCCUACGUAGCUAAAGAUCCAGUUAAUCAACGAGCCUGUCACAUAUUGGAAUGCCACAAUGGAAUGGCCCAAGACGUCAUAAAUACCAUAGGGCAGGCUUUUGAACUCCGGUUUAAACAGUACUUGAAAAAUCCUUCUUUAGAUACGUCUUGUGAAAGUGAGGAGGUGCGUAUUGAUAGCCAUGCCGAGGAGAGCGAAGAUCAUGAAUAUUACAAUGAAAUUCCAGGGAAGCAGCCACCAGCCGGUGGUGUUUCCGAUAUGCGGAUCAAAGUUCAAGCCACGGAACAAAUGGCUUACUGCCCCAUACGGUGUGAAAAGUUGUGCUAUUUGCCUGGAAACUCCAAGUGCAGCAGUGUAUAUGAGAACUGUUUAGAACAAAGCAGGGCAAUAGGUAAUGUCCAUCCAAGAGGGGUGCAGUCCCAGCGAGAUACCUCAUUAUUGAAGCACACGUGCCGAGUAGAUCUCUUUGAUGACCCCUGCUACAUUAAUACACAGGCUCUUCAAAGUACACUUGGCUCUGCUGGAAAUCAAAGCUCAGCCCAACCACUGGGGAGCCCUUGGCACUGCGGAAAGGCACCAGAAACUGUUCAGCCGGGUGCCACAGCCCAGCCUGCCAGCUCACAUUCUUUGCCACACAUUAAGCAGCAGCUGUGGAGUGAAGAAUGCUAUCAUGGCAAGCUGAGCAGGAAGGCGGCAGAGAGCCUCUUGGUAAAGGAUGGGGACUUUUUGGUUCGAGAGAGUGCAACCUCCCCCGGCCAAUAUGUGCUGAGUGGACUACAGGGAGGCCAAGCAAAACAUCUUCUUCUGGUGGAUCCUGAAGGCAAGGUGAGGACCAAGGAUCAUGUAUUUGAUAACGUCGGCCACCUUAUCAGAUACCAUAUGGAUAACAGUUUGCCAAUCAUCUCUUCUGGAAGUGAAGUAAGCCUUAAACAACCAGUGAGAAAAGAUAAUAAUCCAGCACUUUUGCAUUCCAACAAAUGACAGUAUUGAAGCACCGUCACACUGAUAUUUCAAGAAACCCCAUUUUGUAUUAGGACACAAAGAUAAUUGAAACUUUGUUUGUAGAUAAAAUAGAGCACAAACUGUCAAGUGCAUCUUUCCGAGACCAUCAUGGACCAGGUCCUCUAUCAAAUGAAGAACUACCAAAAAUUGAUCUUCAGUAAUGAAAAUCAGAAAAGAGGAAGAGGGUUGGUCAUUUUAAAAGAAAUUAUAUGUAUGCACGGAUGUCACUUUUUAAGGCCAUAUUGCAUUGAUCACAAGCUAAAAGCACAACUAAAAUUUCACAUGCUAACGACAACUUGAAUGAACUGCUGGGGCAGUGGUAUGUGCCUUUCAACUUGAUAAUUUGGGGACAUUUUCAUAUUGGGAGAUUAAUUCUAAGUAUCUUCAUGUUCUAUGACUACAGAACCAUUUGCCAAAAAAAAAAAAAAAAAAAGCUUUUCUUGCUACAAAAAAUAAGCAUUUUUCUUGAGCCUUAUUGACUUUAUUACAUUUUCUGUUUAGUAGCGUUUUUCACUGCAAUGUUAAAAUAAAUAUGACAUUGAAUUUGAACUGUGUGGAUGUCAGUGGAAUCAAAUCAAAAGCCACUCACGUGGCUGUCUGUUUCAUUGGACCGUCCCAUUUGCUGGUUAAAAGGAUUGGGGCCCAAAUUCUCUGGCCUAGCAUUUCUCAGUGUUUGCUAUUCAGACUGUUCAGAUACAGCAUGUGACAAGCUGAAGAGGCCAAAUCUAUCAGUCAUUUCUGAUUGCAUUAUAUUCUUCCCCUCUUCCUGCUAUAACAAAACAAAACAAAACAAAACAAAAAACAAAAAAACAAAAAAAACCUCAUGAGUGCUUGGAUUUAAAAGAUGGCAAACAAAACCAGUAUUCUUCAUAUUUACUAUUCAAAUUGGUUUCAUUCUUAGUAAAAGUACAGAAUUUAUUUGAAAUUAUAGGAAAAUUUCUUCUUGAUUGGCUGACACUGAAUCAUAGUUUCUCACCUACAUACAUCCUUAGCACCUUGUAUACAUAUGAUCAGACAAAAUGCAGAAAGAAAAAAAAACAUAUUGAAUGAAGCACUUGGAAAGAUUUGCCACAUGUAGACCAACUGAUAAACUAACAGAGUGAUUAAGCAUGGUGUACAGAAAAGCAUGACGCUGAGGCUUAUCAGUGUUACCUUCAGCAAGUUGCUGAAUCUGUUUGGUUUCCAGUUUCCUUGGCAAUAAAAUGAGCUAAAUGGGGUAGGGGAAUUUGGAGGACUACUUCAGUCCUAACUUAGUACAAGUCUCUACAAAGCAAGUUUUUCAUUUGUUCAAGGUCGUUAUUGAUAACCAGUCUGUACAGUUAAGGUAAAAAAUUAAGCUUUUCUUCUAUAGUCUGUGUCCAUACUCACAGAAUGAAUGGCACACCUGAGAUCAACAUUCACAAAAUUGAGACUCCAAACCAUUUGGUCUAAAACAUUGAAACUUUGGAAUAAUAUAGGGAAUGAUGAUAAAAGUGGAUUUGGUUUGAGUAGCAGAAAACUACUUCUGUCCUUUUCUUGCCUUUGCAAGAAAAAUGGUUUUUUUUUUUGGUGUGUUUUUUGUCUGUUUUAAAAAAUCUUGAGUUAUCUGGAUAUUGCCUUAACUCCAUUUCAUUUUGGCUAUGUAGAUACAACUUAGUCUUUGUGAUUGUGAUAUAUUUGCUAAGUUUUAAAUAAAACUUCUUUUGGAUAGAAAUCAUUAGAAACCAAGCAUACUCUAAUAUUUUACUGUAAAGGCUUAUGAUUUUUAUUUCUACUGCCAUUAACUUUUUAGAUGGAUUUGUUUCCUCUUAUACAACUAGAAUUAAUGUACUUUUCACCAAUUUUCCAUAUACCUUAGGUCUUGAUCAUUUGUCCUUAAAAAGGGGAUCAGCAUGGGUAUAGACAUUAGAAAUGUAUGGGUAGUCUAACCACUUUUAUCCGACACAGAGCAGGGCUGUGGUCUCAGUCUAGCUGAGCAGAGUAUUAACUUGGUAGCAAGAGUUCCUGAUACAAAUAGAUGCAAUGACUGUAAAUGGUGUCAGCAGUACACAUGGAUAAUCAGUAUUUGACUGUAAUAGUAUAGUAGUUAAAUACGGUACUUAAAAAUACCACAGACACAGUUAAAACAAAAGGAAACAAUAAAAGGAAUGUCUGCAUGCUAUUUUAAUCUCACAUUCUUUAUCUGUCUUAAAGUGGAAAUCCAUUUGCCUACAAAUACCUGUAAAUGACUUUAAAAAAUAAAUGAUUAUUGCUUUGUGACAAUUGA
Messenger RNA from Macaca mulatta (Rhesus monkey), 5059 nucleotides. It is a transcript of the gene SHC4, whose product is annotated as SHC adaptor protein 4. Gene Ontology annotation, biological process: intracellular signal transduction; cell surface receptor protein tyrosine kinase signaling pathway. NCBI's taxonomy places the organism in Eukaryota, Metazoa, Chordata, Mammalia, Primates, Cercopithecidae. Gene Ontology annotation, cellular component: plasma membrane. The record is from RefSeq and is a predicted model, not a curated record. Gene Ontology annotation, molecular function: receptor tyrosine kinase binding.